AAGUAUUUGUUUUGGGGAAGAAGAACAACAGUUUCGUAGUCACAUAAAUGAUCAGGUGCUCCGAAUGAUGUGCGCUGUGUAUGUGUCCCGUAUUAUCAGAUAUUAAAUAACCAUUAUUUAUUUGAGUGCUUUAUCGUUAUUGCAUUUCCAUGUGAAAUCAUAAGCUUAUUGUUGUCUGGAAUAUAUUGCAUAAAGCUUAAAGGGGUGCGCUGAAUGCGCUGUGCUAAAGAACAUUAUUGUGCAAGGUGGUUAAGUGAUGUUGUAGUGGACUGUAUGGCCCUGAGCUUCGUUAAGUACCUGCUGAAAGGUGGACUGCCGAAUCAGAAUCUUUACUCUCCGGGAGUUGUAACACAAGUUAUUUUAAUCACUUGUUUGACACACCGGGACCCAACUCCGGAAAGACUCAGGGUUAAAGUUCAUGCAAAGAAUUGUCCCAGGUCUUUUCUCCAAGGCCUACACAUACGUUUUACACUCCCGGAUAAUGUGACCAUGGAUGAAGAUGGUAAAGAAACCAACAGUGAGCCGAAGAUGAACGCGGGUCCCAAGAGUAGAACGGGGAGCCUGCGUGGCGUGAAAGCCCCGUUCUCCCAAUACAGAAUCAGCCCCAAGCAGAAGCAUCAAAUCAAGGGUAUGCUUCAAAAUUGGGUGAUCAAACCCCCAAUGCCUCACGGUAGGGCCGAAGCGCAAGACGUGGACGUGGAUUCCCACCAGCGCUCGACUGCGGCUGAACGUGUGGACGCUGAAGAAGAGGGAGCCCCCGCCCACGACGACGCCAUGGACUGUGGGGAGGACACCCAGCCGCUGACCCCCCAGAGCCUGGAGACGGACAUCGCCGCCGCCGCCUCGUCCUCCUCCGAGGCCCCGCGGCGUCCGUCGAAAACGGAGGCCGAGGGAGGAAGCUGGAGAGGAAAGCCCAAAAUAACGGACUUCUUCGCGGCGACGCCGUCCCCAGGCGUUCCUCCCAGGAGGGGGAGGCAGCAGAGCGGCGAGGUGUCCCCGGAGCAGGACGACGGCUCUGCUCCAGAGGACGAGCCGGACGUCACCUGGCUCGGGACGCCCAUCGGCGAGCUGAGGAGGAUGCCUGAGUGUGGCGGGCGUCUUCCCCGACUGAGGCCCUGCCCCGUCCAGCACACCGUCAUGAUCAGGACGGAUCUCCUCCAGAGGGGGAAGGCUCCCGUCCCCUACCCGUCCACCUUCAUGGAUGUCUGGGACGACGUCCAUGUGAAGAUGCCUUGCUCAAAGACAAACCUGUUUCCUGUAGUGAAUGAGGAAACACGAGUACUGCAGAGUCGAUGGGGGCUGAUCCAGGAGACACUGAGGCGGAGGUUCACCAGCUCCCAGGAUCUGAAGAAAUCUAUAUUGAAAUAUAAUGCUGCACCUGCCAAGAAGUGGGACUUCACAGCAUGGCAUUCAUACUGCACCAAGGUCCUGGAGCCGGAUGCUGCUCAACAUCUGCUGGGCUCCCUGCUGCCAGACAUGGUUCAAUUAGCACUGCGAGCGUCAGAGCUGUGCACCAAGCCCAUCCCGCUGCUGAAGGAGGGGGAGGAGCACUCGGUCACCAUGUCCCAGGAGCAGGUGGCGUGCCUGCUGGCCAACGCCUUCUUCUGCACCUUUCCCCGACGCAACUCACGGAAGUCCGAGUACAGCAACUACCCCGACAUCAACUUCUACAGGUUGUUUGAAGGGGCUUCUCCUAAGAAGAUUGAAAAGCUAAAGACUUUGAUGUGCUAUUUCCAAAGCGUCACUGAGAAUAUGCCGACCGGACUCGUUACAUUCACACGGAAACUACUGGACUCGCCUCCGGACUGGAACAGCUCUGAGAGCCCGCUCACCCGGCUCCACGUCACGUGUGAAGGCACCAUCGAGGAGGACGGCUACGGCAUGCUGCAGGUGGAUUUCGCCAACAAGUCUGUGGGCGGGGGUGUGACCAGCUCCGGCCUGGUGCAGGAGGAGAUCCGCUUCCUCAUCAACCCGGAGCUCAUCGCCUCCCGGCUCUUCACCGAGGCCCUGGGCCACGACGAGUGUCUGAUCAUCACAGGCUCCGAGCAGUUCAGCACGUACACGGGCUACGCCCAGAGCUACAGGUGGUCUGGAGCCCUUCAGGACUCCCUCCCCAGGGACGCCUGGCACAGGAGGUGCACUGAGAUCGUGGCCAUCGACGCGCUGCAGUUCCGGAGCUUCCUCGAUCAGUUCCAUCCGAGCAAAAUGGACCGGGAGCUGAACAAGGCCUUCUGUGGCUUCGCCCGGCCGGGGGAGAAGAGCGAGUGCCUGUCCGCCGUGGCCACGGGGAACUGGGGGUGCGGCGUCUUCGGGGGAGACACCCGACUCAAAGCUCUGCUCCAGUUGUUGGCCGCUGCCGAGGCGGGGCGGGACCUGGCCUACUUCACCUUCAGGGACGUGAGGCUGAUGACGGACGUCCACAACAUGCACACCUUCCUCACCGAGAGGAGGAGCUGCGUGGGCGAGGUGUACGGGCUGCUGCUGCAGUACUACCGCUCCGAGUGCACAGCCUGCCGGGGCCCGCGUCCUGACGUCAGCCUCUACGCCUUCAUCUACCAGCGCCUGGGCUCCUCCAGCCCCUCCCCCUCCCCCUCCCCCUCCCCCUCCCCUUCCUCUCCCCCACCACCACGGUCGCCAGACUCGUCCCACUAGGACACCCCCCCCCUC
This is a messenger RNA of Gadus morhua (Atlantic cod), 2667 nucleotides long. Its product is annotated as poly(ADP-ribose) glycohydrolase. The record is from RefSeq and is a predicted model, not a curated record. The coding region runs from base 214 to 2652 and encodes 812 amino acids. Gene Ontology annotation, cellular component: nucleus; cytoplasm. Gene Ontology annotation, molecular function: poly(ADP-ribose) glycohydrolase activity. Gene Ontology annotation, biological process: carbohydrate metabolic process; regulation of DNA repair; ATP generation from poly-ADP-D-ribose. The transcript has 17 exons. Lineage: Eukaryota; Metazoa; Chordata; Actinopteri; Gadiformes; Gadidae.